Molecule: messenger RNA, 3618 nt
Organism: Pipistrellus nathusii (Nathusius's pipistrelle)
Lineage: Eukaryota; Metazoa; Chordata; Mammalia; Chiroptera; Vespertilionidae
Source: the annotation of a GenBank genome assembly
AUGUACGUCACAAUGAUGAUGACCGACCAAAUCCCUCUGGAAUUGCCACCAUUGCUGAACGGAGAGGUAGCCAUGAUGCCUCACUUGGUGAAUGGAGAUGCAGCUCAGCAGGUUAUUCUUGUUCAAGUUAAUCCAGGUGAGACUUUUACAAUAAGAGCGGAGGAUGGAACACUUCAGUGCAUUCAAGGACCUGCUGAAGUUCCGAUGAUGUCACCCAAUGGAUCCAUUCCUCCUAUCCAUGUGCCUCCAGGUUAUAUCUCACAGGUGAUUGAAGAUAAUACUGGAGUCCGCCGGGUAGUGGUCACACCCCAGUCUCCUGAGUGUUACCCCCCAAGUUAUCCCUCAGCCAUGUCUCCAACCCAUCACCUACCCCCCUACUUGACUCACCACCCACAUUUUAUUCAUAACUCCCACACGGCUUACUACCCACCUGUUACCGGACCUGGAGAUAUGCCGCCUCAGUUUUUUCCUCAGCAUCAUCUUCCCCCUACAUUAUAUGAGCAAGAAAUUAUACCACUCUACGGAAUGUCAAGCUACAUCACCCGGGAAGACCAGUACAGCAAGCCUCCGCACAAAAAACUGAAAGACCGCCAGAUCGACCGCCAGAAUCGCCUCAACAGCCCACCCUCUUCUAUCUACAAAAGCAAUUGCACAACCGUGUACAAUGGCUAUGGGAAAGGCCACAGCGGUGGAGGCAGUGGAGGUGGAGGUGGCGGCAGUGGUGGUGGGCCAGGAAUUAAGAAAACUGAGCGUCGAGCAAGAAGCAGUCCAAAGUCAAAUGAUUCAGACUUGCAAGAGUAUGAGUUGGAAGUAAAGAGGGUGCAAGACAUUCUUUCAGGAAUAGAGAAACCACAGGUUUCUAAUAUUCAGGCAAGAGCGGUUGUGUUGUCCUGGGCCCCCCCUGUUGGACUUUCAUGUGGACCCCACGGUGCCCUCUCCUUCCCCUACAGUUAUGAGGUUGCCUUAUCAGAAAAAGGACGAGAUGGAAAAUACAAGAUAAUUUACAGUGGAGAAGAAUUAGAAUGUAACCUGAAAGAUCUUAGACCAGCAACUGAUUAUCAUGUGAGGGUAUAUGCCAUGUACAAUUCCGUGAAGGGAUCCUGCUCUGAGCCAGUGAGCUUUACCACCCACAGCUGUGCACCCGAGUGCCCCUUGCCACCGAAGCUGGCGCACAGGAGCAAAAGCUCACUGACCUUGCAGUGGAAGGCACCAAUCGACAAUGGUUCAAAAAUCACCAACUACCUUUUGGAAUGGGAUGAGGGCAAAAGAAACAGUGGUUUCAGACAGUGCUUCUUCGGGAGCCAGAAGCACUGCAAGCUGACGAAGCUUUGCCCAGCGAUGGGGUACACGUUCAGGCUGGCUGCUCGGAACGACAUCGGCACCAGUGGUUACAGCCAGGAGGUGGUGUGCUACACGUUAGGGAACAUUCCUCAGAUGCCCUCUGCGCCGAGGCUAGUUCGAGCCGGGGUCACCUGGGUCACGCUGCAGUGGAACAAACCAGAAGGCUGUUCACCGGAGGAAGUGGUCACCUACACCUUGGAAAUCCAGGAGGAUGAAAAUGAUAACCUUUUCCACCCAAAAUACACUGGAGAGGAUUUAACCUGUACUGUGAAAAAUCUCAAAAGAAGCACACAGUAUAAAUUCAGGCUAACUGCCUCUAACAUGGAAGGGAAAAGCUGUCCGAGCGAAGUUCUGGUGUGUACGACAAGUCCCGACAGGCCUGGGCCGCCAACGCGACCCCUCGUUAAAGGACCAGUGACGUCGCAUGGCUUCAGUGUCAAGUGGGAUCCUCCAAAGGACAAUGGUGGUUCAGAAAUACUCAAGUACUUGCUGGAGAUUACUGAUGGCAAUUCUGAAGGUCAGUGGGAAGUGGCAUACAGUGGAUCGGCUACAGAAUACACGUUCAGCCACUUGAAACCAGGCACUUUGUACAGACUCCGAGCAUGCUGCAUCAGCACCGGUGGACACAGCCAGUGUUCUGAAAGCCUCCCUGUUCGCACACUAAGCAUCGCACCAGGUCAGUGCCGACCACCGAGGGUUCUGGGUAGACCAAAGCACAAAGAAGUCCACUUAGAGUGGGAUGUUCCUGCCUCUGCCAGUGGCUGUGAGGUGUCGGAGUACAGUGUGGAGAUGACGGAGCCCGAGGACGUGGCGUCGGAGGUGUACCACGGCCCAGAGCUCGAGUGUACCGUGGGCAACUUGCUUCCUGGGACCAUGUAUCGUUUCAGAGUGAGGGCUCUAAACGAUGGAGGGUACGGCCCCUAUUCUGAUGCCUCAGAGAUUACCACUGCUGCAGGGCCCCCCGGACAGUGCAGAGCGCCUUGUGUCUCCUUUACACCUGAUGGGUGUGUCCUCGUGAGCUGGGAGAGUCCUGAAAGCUCUGGUGCUGACAUCUCAGAGUACAGGUUGGAAUGGGGAGAGGAUGAAGAAUCCUUGGAGCUCAUUUAUCAUGGGACAGACCCCGGCUUUGCAAUAAGGGACCUGCUGCCUGCCGCACAGUAUUGCUGUAGACUACAGGCCGUCAAUCAAGCUGGAGCAGGGCCGUACAGCGAGCUUGUCCUUUGCCAGACACCAGCAUCUGCCCCUGACCCUGUCUCCACAAUCUGUGUCCUGGAGGAGGAGCCCCCCAAUGCCUACCCCGAUUCACCUUCUGUGUGCCUUGUACUGAACUGGGAGGAGCCGUGCAAUAAUGGAUCUGAAAUCCUUGCUUACAAUAUUGAUCUGGGAGACACUAGCAUCACCGUGGGCAAUACCACCACCCACAUUCUGAAAGAUCUUCUUCCAGAAACAACGUACCGGAUCAGGAUUCAGGCCAUAAAUGAAAUUGGAGCUGGACCCUUUAGUCAGUUCGUUAAAGCGAAAACUCGGCCGUUACCACCCUUGCCUCCUAGGCUCGAGUGUGCUGCAGCCGGGCCCCAGAGCCUGAAGCUGAAGUGGGGAGACAGCAAUGCCAAGACGCACGCUGCCGAGGACACGGUGUACACCCUGCAGCUGGAGGACAGGAACAAGAGGUUUAUUUCAAUCUACAGAGGACCCAGCCACACCUACAAGGUCCAGAGAUUGACGGAAUUCACAUGCUACUCCUUCCGAAUCCAGGCAGCGAGCGAAGCUGGGGAAGGGCCCUUCUCGGAAACCUACACCUUCAGCACAACUAAGAGUGUCCCCCCGACCCUCAAAGCACCUCGAGUAACACAGUUAGAAGGAAACUCAUGUGAAAUUUUAUGGGAGACGGUACCACCAAUGAAAGGUGACCCUGUCAACUACGUUCUGCAGGUAUUGGUCGGAAGAGAAUCUGAGUACAAACAGGUGUACAAGGGAGAAGAAGCCACAUUCCAAAUCUCAGGCCUCCAGACCAACACAGACUACAGGUUCCGCGUGUGUGCGUGCCGGCGCUGUUUAGACACCUCUCAGGAGCUCUGCGGGGCUUUCAGCCCCUCUGCAGCUUUCGUAUUGCAACGAAGUGAGGUCAUGCUUACAGGGGACAUGGGGAGCUUAGAUGACCCCAAAAUGAAGAGCAUGAUGCCUACUGACGAACAGUUUGCAGCCCUCAUUGUGGUUGGCUUUGCAACUUUGUCCAUUUUAUUUGCCUUUAUAUUACAGUACUUCUUAAUGAAGUAA